UCUCCUACUUCUGACAAUUCUCUUCCGCAGGAAUAAAUUUCGAUUCGACUCUACUUCUUAACAAACUUUUCACUGAAAGCUUCGCGAAAAUUAUAUGCUUUCUUAUUGCAACGAUUAGAGACCUUAAUUCCCGAUGACUACGGAAUGCUGUGACAACAGUUGAAGCCUUUUCCCACAAGGAACACUUCUGCGACAGGAAAAUGAAAAGAACUUUUUUAACAAACUAUUUCAAGCAUUUUAUAAAACUUCUGCAUGAAGCAAGAUCCGCACCUCCACUAGUAUGGCCUCGACUAGCCCCAUCUUCCUCUUCUCUCUUCGAACUCUCACAUACACAUCGCCAGGGUCCUUCGCCUUCUACGUCUCUUCCUUCUCCUCCUCCUCGCACCCCGUCUGCUUCUCCUCCUUCCCCUACUUCUUCCAAUCCUCGCAUCCUUUUCUCUUCCUCACCAGUCUCUCGCAUCUCCCAUAGAACCAUGACAGGAGAAGCGACAACCUCCCUCAGCCCCACAGCCCGCGUCGGCCCUGCCAAGGCGUCUCUGCUGCCACUGCUGGACGACGCCUUCGCGCAACUCAAAGUGCCGUCCUUCAUCCACGUGAACCUGGACGCCGUGGCCCACAACGUCGAUGUUCUCAAGGGCCUUUCUUCAUCUCAUACAGAAAUUAUGGGCGUUGUGAAGGGUAGUGCUUACGGCUCUGGUCUUCUGCCGGUGGUGGAAGUCCUCCUGGAGAAGGGCGUGAAGGAAUUAUCAGUUGCCACAGUGCCCGAGGGGGUCUACUUGCGGAGGCAUGGGAUACAGGUCCCUAUUACUGUUCUAGGUAACCUAAUGCCGUGUGAAGUGAGCGACGUGACACAGCAUCAUCUCAUUCCGUCCCUCAGCUGGUCGCACGCCCUCACCUCACUACCUCGAGAGGCAUUGGUUUAUCCGGACGGCUCGAGACUCAAAGUGGCCAUCAACAUCGACACGGGGAUGUCUCGUUACGGCGUCCAACCCGAGGACCUUCCCGCGCUGGUGCAAGAACUGGACGACCUCGAAGUCAGCAUCUGCUCCUUGUAUACGCACUUCCAGUCCGCCAUCACAGAGAGGGAGAAGAACCGCAAACAGCUCGACCUCUUUCUCGAAGCUUCUGAACCUUUCACGUCCCGUGGUAUUACUCGACAUGUGGCAGCUACAACAGGAUGUGUGCAGGACCUUGGGACUGACCUGGACUUCAUAAGACCCGGUGGAGCUAUCACGGGCUUGUGUUCAGGUAGCGACCGAGAAGGAACGGAGCAGUUCGCAACGAAAGGCUUCCAACCGGCAUUCUCCGUGGUUACUAGGCCUACCUUCUACAAGCUCCUGAAGGCGGGACGAGACAUCGGCUACGACGGAACGUACACAACUUCUGAAGACGAGUGGAUCGCCAACUUCACUACAGGGUGGUCAGAUGGCCUCAGUCGACGUCUCAGCAAUGGCGUCGGGGCGGUCAAGAGAGUUAACACAGGUGAACGGUGCCCCAUCGUGGGUCGAGUGUCCAUGGACUCCAUCACCGUCCGCCUCCCUGAAGAGCCUUCCCCUGGUGAGGUGUUCCAAGUCCUCACCGAUGACUUCGACGACGUGACUUCGGCAGUGGGCAUGGCGAGGAACCUAGGCGGCGCCACCUACGAGAUGCCCGGAAACUGGUCUACGCGGUUGCCUCGCCUCUACACUCGCAACGGAAAGAUCGUCAGGAUUUGUCCGAGCCUUGAAUACACAUGUUGAGGGAUUUACGGUAGAUUGAGGCUUCCUCGUUAUAGUGGGGAUGAUGGUUGAAAGUGAUGGUUGUGAAAUGAUGGGGUAUGUUGGUCAGAGUCAUGUGAGGGGGGGUCAGAAAGACUCUGAAUUUCCAUCCUCAGAACUGCCGUAGGCAGACAACAAAAUAAAGGGUAAUUUUGGAGGUCGUUGUAGGCCUCUCAGGCGGCUUUGUAACUUGAAAAUGCAAAUUCAUGCUAUACGAGUCAUUGUAUAGCAUGACUAUAUAUAUAUAUAUUUUUUAGAAAACCGGUGGUCAUGGCCCCAAACCUCACGUAUCUAACACGUAGAAGUCGAUAUUCUUGGUAGAAGAAUGAAGAAGAGAUGAUGAUAAUGGAAGACAUGGAAGAAGCAACACGCUAAAGUGUGGUACUUCAUUCUUUUAAUCUUUUGAAUAACUGAUAUUUUCCCCUUCCGUUAUAUAUUUAAGAACUGAAUAUCUUUACACUAUGCUUGCAAUUGCUUCAAGUUCAAUUUUCUGUGAAGGAACUCUUACAACAACGACUCAGAGACGAUGUACAAAUUCACCAGUCACUCUUAGAUAGGUAUAGAUUAUGAAUUUAAAAUAAUAAUUGAAGGCCCUGAAAUGGGGUUGGAAUUGCACUAAACUUUUUUUUCCACGUAAGAUUGUUAAUCUUUAUAAGAUUUUCCUUGAAUGUAACUAAUAUUAUAUAGGCAUAGGCAUCGAAAACACACGAAAACACUCGACUGCUCUGCCCCCAACGUUAAAGAGCAGUAUCUACAUUUUUGUCCAAAUUAUCAAAACCAUAGGCAUUAAAUCUCCUAUCUCCACCUGCUGGACGCCUUAGAUUCUGAAAAUGUCCUUAAUUACCAAGAUUUUUACGAUUUAAAUCAGCAGUAUCUGCCAAGAGGCAGUGGCGACACCACGUAGAAAGCCAAAUUUCUCAAAAUCAUGAUUUUGUAGAUACUGCUUUGGGGACAGUAAUGCUUGUGUGUGUUGAAAAGGAAGUGAUCAUAAAUCUUAAUGUGCAAUAAUUGUCUUCUUAUCUCAUUCUCUCUCUCUCUCUCUCUCUAUGUGUGUGUGUGUGUAUAUACCCAUAUUCAUUUAUUUAUUCAUGAUUUGGUGAUCUUGCGAGACAUCGGAAGCAUUUUGAUGUGGGCCGUGGAAUCAUGCAAUUUUAGUUAUUUGUGUGGGAUUUGAUAAAAUAAAGUAUGUAGCACACACACACACAAACAUCUAUAUACGUGUGUGUGUGUGUGUGUGUGUGUGUGUGUGUGUGUGUGUGUGUGUGUGUGUGUGUGUGUGUGUGUGUGUGUGUGUGUGUGUGUGUGUGUGCAUAUAGUAUUUAUAUAUGUGUGUGUCUAAAGAUACAUGUGUUUAAGUGUUCAUGAUUAUGCACAGUGCAUACCGUUUAGUUACACAUAUCUAUUUGAAAUAUAUAUAUUCAGGAAUACAUAUAUAAGCAUUAUAAAUAAAUUAUUGAAGAUCCU
Molecule: messenger RNA, 3221 nt
Organism: Penaeus indicus
Lineage: Eukaryota; Metazoa; Arthropoda; Malacostraca; Decapoda; Penaeidae
Product: alanine racemase-like
Exons: 7
Coding region: 201-1739 (512 amino acids)
Cellular component (GO): cytosol
Molecular function (GO): alanine racemase activity; pyridoxal phosphate binding
Source: RefSeq, a predicted model, not a curated record